AGUAUAAUAAAAAUUAAAAAUGCUUACAAAGUCUGAAUACUCAACUAGUACCUCUUCUCUCAGCACCGUAUUCAGCGGUAGCCUGACAGAGCUUGAAUCAAUUCUUAAAAACAAAGAUCACAAGCUGUCAGGCGACCAGAGCCAGGAGUCCUGAACUUUUAGACAAAGACUGAAAGAUAGGAUCAACAAGAACAAGGAUCACCUAUUUAAGGUUCAACAGGUUAUUGAAGAAAGCAAACGUGAGAUCCUUGAGCUCCAAGAUCUCAAGAAACUGUUGUUCCAAGGCGAAGUUGCUCCCCUCUCGACCUUCGUGGACCAAGUCAGUAACACCACAAACUCUGCUCUACUCUCCAUGCAAAGGGAACUUGCAAAGAGAGAAUGAGACUAUGAGUACGUUGUGUAUGACAGGAAUGUCAUUUGACUGGAUCACAAGUUCAAGAGUGAGGAGAAUUCCUAUCUGAAGCACCACUCUCAAGCAGCAAAGAUGUUUAAACAAAACAAGUACGAUAAGGAAGAGAAAAAGUACAAACAAGGCUGCAAAGAUACCGAGAGGCUUCUUCAGAAUCUAGAUGGACUAAAUAAAUCUUGUAAGCAUCAAAUUAAGCAGAAGAACCAGAAGAUCAGAGAAAUCAAACAGAGGAUCAAACAGAAGGAGGAGGCGCUUUUCAAUAAGCAGCAGGAGUACUCCAGACUCACUAGGAUGGCCACUCAGAAACAAGCCACUCCAAAAUUGAAACUGAAUAAUGUCAAGGAGGAGCUUAGAGUUCUGAGGAACGAAAAGCUAACUCUGGAGGAAUGUGAGCAAGACUGCAAGAGUGAGGUCAAAAAGCUCACCAAAUCACUCAAGAACCUCAAGAACCGUAACCAAGUCGAAGAAAAGAAGGUGAAAGCUCUCAAGGAAGAAGUCGGGAAAAUUUCUGAAAGUUAUAAAAAUGAGCUCAAGAAACACACUGUAGUUGAAGAUUCUGUGGUUAAACUUAAGACUUAUCUCAGAAAAGAGAAGGAAACGAAGGACAAGUUCUUGGUUGAAGUCAACCACCAGAAGAAAAAGUUCAGUAAUAACCGUUAUAUGAACACAGAUGUCAAAACUCUUAAUGCAGUUGACUGGAAUAAGAUUGAUAAUGAAGACUCUUCAUGACUUUCAGGUACUAAGUACUCAUGGGCUGAUGAGAAGUCUUGUGAAGAAUCUAAAGUCAAAAACUCGGUGAAUGAUACAGAGAGUCAAGUCGAGGUCAGCUUUAUAAGCUUCGAUCCUGACUGAGAGUCUACUCAGUCAGAUGGGAAACUUCCUUUUGGCGUACUUUCAGAUGUUAGUAAAAGCCCUUCGAAGGCUCACAGCCGUCAGGGAUCUAACACCUACAAGCCAACUGUAAGUUCUCACUCUAAAAGAAGCUUAGGGGAGCUCCGUAGACUUGAUUCUGAAAUUACUGGAGAUACUUUCGGAUGUUCGAAAAUUCCAGAAGAGACUGAUGAAGAAAGCGUGGCGAAUCUUACUCCAAGAUUACCUAGUGAAGAAGAUCAAGAAACAGAAAAUCUCAAAGGCAUCAAGAACUCAGUCUGCAUGAGAAAAAGUGCUGAACAAGACUUCAACAAAGAUAUUUAUGCCUCUAAGACCACUCUUGAAACAGAGGGAUCCUCUCAAAACCAGUAUGAACUGGAAUCCACCUCCACUUAUAAUGGAAGAGAUGGGAAGGACAAUGUGCUGAACUUGAGCAACAUCUCUUCUGAAGGCAUCAGCAAUGAUGAAAGAUUUUACAGUCCUAUAAACGCAGGUAGGGGCUCUGUACCUGCUUUAAAUUUCUCAAAAAUCCAAAAAGCGAUGGCCUCACUUAAUUCUUCUUGAAUGAGCACCACGAAUGGCAGUGUUGUUGAUUCAAAAUAUGGUAAAAGACUUAGUGAGACCCCUAGCUUAGAUUCUACUCUUAACUCGAUUACGAAUUCCGUGUACCAAGGAUCGGGCUUCAAGCCUGCUCAUUAUAAAAAUCGUCUUAGUCACGGAAAACUUACUAUUAAUAACUUAACAAAAGGACAUAAAAAGUCUGCAGGGGGGUACCUCAAGGCCUCAGGCAAGCACGAUAGAAAGCACUCGGAGGACUAUGAGGUUUCAUGGAAGGCCAAAAAAGAUAAAAUCAGUGGAGAUGGGUUCAAGAAGAAUCAUUGGAAAUUUACCAAAAAAUCCAAGGGCAAGGAUGUCCUUGCUGAUAACUAAUCACUUUUUUAUUCAUUUACUCUAUCAUACUAUUUAGACCAGUUCAGUA
Molecule: messenger RNA, 2258 nt
Organism: Moneuplotes crassus
Lineage: Eukaryota; Ciliophora; Spirotrichea; Euplotida; Euplotidae
Source: the annotation of a GenBank genome assembly